Messenger RNA from Ostertagia ostertagi, 600 nucleotides. The record is from the annotation of a GenBank genome assembly. NCBI's taxonomy places the organism in Eukaryota, Metazoa, Nematoda, Chromadorea, Rhabditida, Trichostrongylidae.
AUGGUAAUUCAUGAUUAUGAAGGUCUGACUGGACUGAACGGUGAUCGAUACCAUGACUUACCACAUUCGACCUCAUUGUUGGGCUAUGCGUGGCUGGUUUCUUUAGCUGGCUGCAGUUCAUCAAGCUUAAACCAAAAAUCCUGCCAACUCAACAACCUACUUUCUUCCAGAAAUGCGAUCUCAACCUGGUCAUCGGGAUCGGGAAUGGCUGGAUUCGCUGGGACCUUCUCGUAUGCUGUGCUCACAGAUGACAAUUUGCUGGCGUUGACACCGACGAACGCCAUGCUAGUGAUGCUUGUUGUACCCAUAUCCUUCACUUUUUCGUACUACCUCAUUCUCGUGCGAGCGCCGACGAUACCCGCGAUUAGUGUCACUAAACCAUCAACAUGGUUGGAUUUCUCCACACCGUACGAUAGAGAUUUAACAAGAGCAGACUCGGAAUCGUCUGCCCCUGACAAAAAUGGCAGAGACGUCAACAGUUUAGAAGCUCAAAACCGUCCACUUCACGAACAACUUCUGGUGGUCAAGAGCCUCCUAAAGUACAUGAUUCCUUUUGGUACCGUAUACUUCAUGCAGUACUUUAUCAAACAAGGCUUGGUA